This is a messenger RNA of Caenorhabditis angaria, 2479 nucleotides long. NCBI's taxonomy places the organism in Eukaryota, Metazoa, Nematoda, Chromadorea, Rhabditida, Rhabditidae. The record is from the annotation of a GenBank genome assembly.
AUGGUUGUCAAUUGCACUCGAAUCUCGAGAGCUAUGUUCAACGUGUCAUCGUUAGCGACUUCAUCAACGACUUCAUCUUCAUCAACAUCAGCUGCAACACAAUCUGGAACAAGUUCAAUUGUUGUUCCAUCUUCUUCACAAACAUCUUCAACUUCUGGAUUGACUGUUGCUCCGUCAAGUGAUUCUAUUCAUAACAACAAGUAAGUGUAUCUUUUUUCAUCUAAACAAUACUUGAAGUCAAGAUGAGCCACUCAUCUAAUAUUCGAUUACAACUUCUUCACUUUUUUUGUGUCGACUGUGUUCAGAGACACUCUUUCAUUCAGUCUGCCAAACUCUUCAACAAUGCCAUUCUUUGUUUUUAUUUUUACCAUUUCACAGUUUUCUCGAACUUGGUUUUUUCUACAUCGUUUUCCAAAAAUUUCAACAUUAUCUUUUCAAAUUCAAAAAAAAAAAAAAAGAAUUAUAGAUAUUUUGAUCGAUUACCAUUUGAAUCUUGAAUCCUCUGAUUUUGUAUUCCAGAAUCUUUAGAUUUUUUUCAAAUUUUUAAUGAAUAAUUUCAUCAGUAUUAUGAAAUUAAAUUCGAAAAUAUUCAAGCUUAAUUUGCAAAAAAUUUAAAAAUAAAUUAAUUAAAAGAAUUCUUGGGGGAAUUUCUAAUUAAUAAUAAAAACAAUUGACGAAAAGCUUAACAAAUUCAAGGAAUUCUGAAAAUAAAUUUCAAAAUAGUUCAAUCUUAUUAAAGUUCUGAAUCAAGAUUUUUCAAAAUGUAUUUUUUCAACUUCAAUUAUGAAAUUAUGAAAUUUGGAACUUUCUUACUUUUUGAAAUAUUUCAAAACAAAAUGAAUGUUUAAAAUUAUUUUAAAAAUGUUCAUUUUUGGUCACGUUUCAAAUAACCUUAUAUUUUUUCUUUAUUUUAUUUCAACAUUUUCUAUUUGCAGACUCGAUCCACCAAAAUGGGACCCUUUAUCAUCAGAUACAACAAAUCUUCAAUGUGCCACAACCUGGACUGAUCAUUUACCUCUAUUAGCAGGUACAGUACUUUUUUGACACAUUUGAAUUUUGCUAGUAAUAUAUCCGUAGAUCGAAAGAAUAAAGAUGAGAAACACAUAUCGAAUUACCCGAAAAAAGAAAGUAAAUGGAUACUGUACACGUUUCACUCGUUUUUGUUUGGAAAGAAAAUAGGAAUAAAAAUAUAAUAUAAAUAAAUAAAUAAAUAUGUAAAUGUAGAUAGACAGUAACGCGAUUUUGAAAUUCUAUAUUGUUUCAGGAUAUUCAACAAAUCCUUCAUUUCCUUUUGAUCAAUGUACUUAUGGCUAUGAUCCAUCAACUGCAUAUUUUACAUCUGGAGGAAUUGCAGGACCAAUGUAUAGUUUACCACCAGCAGAUCCAUUUCAAAGAUCAGAAAAUGAUAUGUUGAAUGAUGGAACACAAAAUAAUGAUAAAGAUGAUAAAAAUGAGUGAGUUCAAAUAUUCUAAACCUUCAAGAAAAAAAAGAAAGUUUUUUUUUAGUUCAAAAGCUGAUGAUGAGGAUGAAAUAAUUGACGAUGAAGAAGUUGAAGAUGAAGAUGAUGGAAAUGGAGGAAAAAGAAAGAAAAGGAAGCGACGAGUUCUAUUUACUAAAGGCCAAACUUUUGAACUUGAACGUCGAUUUAGAAUUCAGAAAUAUUUGAGUGCUCCGGAAAGAGAACAACUGGCUAAUCAAAUUCGAUUGACACCAACACAAGUUAAAAUUUGGUUUCAAAAUCAUCGGUGAGAAUUUUGCAAAUUUUGUAAAUAUUUUGACAAAUUUCAUAAAGUGAGUACAUGGUUUUUAAAACCACAUUCCUGAUGCAUCGUUACAGUUUUCAAGCCGAUCUUACAUAGCUAUUGUUUAAAAAAAAAUUAUCGAUAAAUCUUAACGGCAAAUUGUUAAACUUGUAAUAAAUAACACAAAAAUCACAGAUUUUUUGUAGAGCCUUAUCCGAACUUCCCCCAAAGUCUUAACGAGAAAGAAAAUUCCAGAAAAUAAUUCGAUUAUUCAAUGAAUUUCAAAUGUUAUUUUUUCUUUUUUCAGCUACAAGACGAAAAAGUGUCAUCAAGACAAACCAAUUAACACACAAAUUCUGACGUCGAUGCCAAAUGGAUUUUCAACUCAAAAUGCAUCAACAACUUUUCCGACUAGAACGUGAGUUUCAGAGAUCGAAUAGUUGAGAAAAUUUUUAGGAUUCCUCCUGUCUUCUUUGAAAUUCCUUAAAUCAAAAAUUUGAUUUUCAGUAUGCCUCUUCAAAUGUUAGUCCGUAGUGGUGAUUCUUCAAAACCAUGUCAAUCGGAUCUUUCAUCAACAACAUCUCCAUAUCAAGCAGCUGCAGCUGUUGCUUUUGGAAGUGCUCCAAAUGGAUAUCUCUCAACACCUUCAGCUUAUCUUUCUGGUUCAACUUCUGGAUAUUUCUCUAAUACUCCACAAAAUCCAUCAUAUAUGACAAAUCAAUGGUGGCAAAGUUAA